This is a messenger RNA of Vicia faba (fava bean), 1023 nucleotides long. The record is from the annotation of a GenBank genome assembly. Lineage: Eukaryota; Viridiplantae; Streptophyta; Magnoliopsida; Fabales; Fabaceae.
AUGGCUGCUAAUAGUAUUGCAUUCACACUCAUAUUCUGCUUGGGAUUGUGUGCUCUCCAAGUCACUUCUCGCACCCUCCAAGACGACUCUAUGUAUGAGAGGCACCAACAAUGGAUGAGUCACUAUGGCAAAGUCUAUAAGGAUUCUCAAGAAAGGGAGAGUCGUCUAAAGAUAUUCGCACAAAACGUGAAAUACAUUGAAUCAUCCAACAAUGCUGACAGUAACAAAUCAUACAAACUAGGCAUCAAUCAAUUUGCAGACCUCACCAACGACGAAUUCACAGCUUCUAGAAACAAAUUCAAGGGGCAUAUGUGCUCCUCAAUCACAAGAACAUCUACUUUUAAGUAUGAAAAUGCAAGUGCCGUUCCAUCCACAGUUGAUUGGAGGAAGAAAGGAGCAGUCACACCUGUGAAGAAUCAAGGACAAUGUGGAUGUUGUUGGGCAUUUUCUGCUGUUGCAGCAACCGAAGGAAUUCAUCAGUUGACUACUGGAAAAUUGGUCUCUUUAUCAGAGCAAGAACUUGUUGAUUGUGACACAAAAGGUGUGGACCAAGGUUGUGAAGGUGGUCUUAUGGAUGAUGCUUUCAAAUUCAUCAUUCAAAAUCAUGGACUCAGCACGGAAGCUCAAUACCCCUAUCAAGGUGUUGAUGGAACGUGCAGUGCAAACCAAGCAUCCACCCAAGCGGCUACCAUUACUGGGUAUGAAGAUGUUCCCGCCAACAAUGAGCAGGCACUGCAAAAAGCUGUUGCAAAUCAACCUAUUUCUGUAGCCAUCGAUGCUAGUGGUUCUGACUUUCAAUUUUACAAAAGUGGUGUCUUUACUGGUUCAUGUGGAACUCAGCUGGAUCAUGGUGUCACAGCCGUAGGUUUUGGUAUAGGCAGUGAUGGAACCAAAUAUUGGUUGGUUAAAAACUCAUGGGGAACUGAUUGGGGUGAAGAAGGAUACAUUAGGAUGCAAAUGGGAGUUGAUGCUGUUGAAGGACUAUGUGGCAUUGCAAUGCAAGCAUCUUAUCCCACUGCUUAA